GUUUUUCGUCGGUCACACUGGUUCAACUCCACGUUGUUUUGGAUCGUUGCUUACUCGUUCUUUAGAACUCGAAAUUUGUUAAAAUAAAGAGAAAUGGGUCGGAAAUUUCAAAAGAAAAAGCAGGUCGAUCAGCUGGAGAUUGUGCCGGUUGAUGAAAAUCCACCGCUACCUCCACAGCGGAAGUCAGAUGAUGUUGUUCCCAAAAGAGAGAAAUGGGUGAACAAACAGCGUGUUUUGGUCUUCGCAGCGCGUGGCAUUAGCCACAGAGACAGACAUUUAAUGCGCGACAUCAAAACCUUGAUGCCGCAUCAUCGAGCCGAAUCGAAAAUGGAGCGCGCCAAGACUCUGUCGGUGGUGAAUGAGAUGUGUGAAAUGAAGCACUGCAACAAGGCCAUGCUAUUUGAAGGGCGCCGCAAGCGGGACCUGUACAUGUGGGUGUCCAACACGGUCGGCUCCGAAGGGCCAUCAGCGAAAUUCCUUAUCGAGAACAUUCACACAAUGGCCGAGCUGAAGAUGACUGGAAAUUGUUUGAGGGGCUCGCGCCCACUGCUAUCGUUCGACUCGAAAUUCGAUGAGCUGCCGCACUUAAAGCUCCUCAAGGAGCUCUUUGUGCAGACCUACUCAGUGCCCCACCACCAUCCCAAGAGCCAGCCGUUUGUGGAUCACGUCUUUACCUUUACCUUCCUGGACAAUCGCAUCUGGUUCAGGAACUUCCAGAUUCUUUCCGAAGACGGCGGCCUGUCAGAGGUGGGACCACGGUACGUGAUGAAUCCCGUCAAGAUAUUCGACGGUUCCUUCACAGGCAAAACCCUAUGGGAGAAUCCCGACUAUGUCAGCCCAUCCAAGCAGCGACAGAUCCUGAAGAAAUCGGCCAAGGAUAAGUACGUAAACCGUGUGGAGCAGAAGGUGCAACACGAGGCGACGCGUCCCGUCAAGGCAUACGACGGCAUCGACAACGAUGAACUCUUCGAUGAUGAAGAUCCCAUAGCGACUGCUAAGAUCUUGGCUGCGAUAGCCAAAAAGAAGCAGCAGGAAAAUGAGCAAAAAACGCCAAAGUCAGCGCUGACCAAGAAGAUUAAGGAGAAACAGUUGAAGGCCGUCAAAAAGGUAAUCGACCAGAAGAAGGCAAAGGUAACAAAACGCGUAAAAAAAGUAUGAAUUCCUUGCUUUAGAAAAUACAAUUAAAUACAAAAGGAUUAUAUUUUAUAAACACAUUCA
Drosophila miranda is the source of this 1218-nucleotide messenger RNA. Its product is annotated as ribosome biogenesis protein BRX1 homolog. Gene Ontology annotation, molecular function: rRNA binding. Lineage: Eukaryota; Metazoa; Arthropoda; Insecta; Diptera; Drosophilidae. The coding region runs from base 94 to 1158 and encodes 354 amino acids. The record is from RefSeq and is a predicted model, not a curated record. Gene Ontology annotation, biological process: ribosomal large subunit assembly; rRNA processing. Gene Ontology annotation, cellular component: nucleolus. The transcript is spliced from 2 exons.